UUGCCGCUUACGACAAGCAUGGGUUACUGAAGAUCAAUUCUAACCCGCAUCUUCACGGGUAUGCUACAUUUAGAAGGAUAUCUGAGGGUGGUCUUGUACUUGCUAGGGGCUACUAUACCAGACUAGGGGACAGAAAUGCGUUUUCAAGUAGUACCAAUAUUGGGAGUUGACCCAGGUCGAUGUCUGGAAAAGCCAAUACUUCAAUCAUUAAAUGAGUCAAAGAUUAUCCAAGAAUCAAAGAUUAUUGUUGAUGUUUUAUGACCUGUUUGACAUAUUCUGGUGUAUGUUUCAUGAUUGGGUGUCUCAUGUAGCCAAGUUGUCACAGGACAAUCUCCUGUGCAGAUUUCCCCUGAGCAUGACCUUUUUGACGCAUCCCAUUGUAUGUCAGCCGUGUAGAUUGAGUGUCAUGAUGUCAGUCACUGGAAUCUUGUCCAGACCUCCAUCUUGAAUAUUGCUUGUACAAGAUACAAACGUUCACAGUUGCAUCAAAACUGUAGCAAAUGUGUAUAAGGAAGGUGAGCUUCAGUACCUAAACUAACCCGAACAAUAGCUAUUGAUCACUUCUUUCACUUAAAUCUCUUUGCCUGUGUACACAUUGUCCGUGCACCGAAGCACCAGCUGUUGCCGUAGAGGGAUGCUGGUUGGUGCUGACAUACAAAUAAUCAAAUUGUCUCUGAUGAGUGAGUUACAAUUUAGACGGGCGAAAUGGUUAGCAGUCAUGGACGGAACGGGACCCUCGGAACCAGUGUAUUCCUGCUAACUCCAGUAUUUCUCUGUCUGUAUUACCGAGUGGCCAUAAAGCAUACCAACCACGUGGCAACUUUAACCAGCUGACUAUAUCAAAAUAUUGAUUUCCGGGUCCACGUUGGCUUUGAAAAUAUCUCAAUCACCUGAGGCCUACGCCACUCAACACCACAUGCGUCAUGGAGUCACGUGAUAAUUUGUCGUCUGCGGUUGGACUUAAUCGGCUGCUGGGACGUGUGGGCGUUUUAUGAAUGAACCUCUUCCUACAAUGUUGUCAUCGAUGUGAUCGUAUACUUGGAUCAUGUAUGUUCAACACGCUGGAGAUCAGGUAUGGAGCGAUAUAAUAAUUUCAGGUGGAUGCCAAACCUGGCUCACUAUCACCGUUUGCUUGAUGGGGAUGAAAUUCCUAACGGCAGAGAACAUGUCAUCGCACCGUUAUGCAGUAUCCCGAACGCUCCAAGCAAUAUUAACCGUCUCCCUGAUGAGGUUCUUGCUCGGAUUUUCGGCUACCUUCGCCCGAUUGAAGACCGACUGCCAUCCCUGGCUCUCGUAUGCCAUAAGUGGAGACACAUCCUUUUAACAUCUGGCUCUCUGUGGAGGUCUCUCCACAUCGACCCAUCACAAUAUUCGUACGGGCAUUUCAGUCUUGUGUGCUGCAUAUUUCGGUUGUACGGGUAUCAUGUUCAGAAACUUACUUGGCGGGAACAUUCGCUUGUUUACGAAAGCGUCUUUUCACUGAUACCUCGGCUUAGGAAUUUGAAGUAUCUAAGACUGCCGAUUCUAUGGACCAGGGCUGUGGUGGAAAGUCUCCAGACACUAACAAACCUCGAACAUGUUCAGAUCAACGGCGGUUAUGCCCUAAGCGAUUCCGACUUGGAACGAAUCGGAAUGUAUUUCCCUCGACUCCGUGAAGUUUCUAUAAAUGCCUGCUGGAGUAUCUCAAGUCAAGGGGUCGAGAGGUUUAUAGAUUCACUCCGCAAUCUGGAAACUAUUAAACUAAAGAUCAACUCUGGCCUACCGCUAAACGACGUGAGGAGUGAACGCGCCAUGAGGGAAGGGGGACGAAUAGUUGUGAGUUUGACUGAACAUGGUUACUCCAAGUUAAUUGGUGUUUUGUGUCUUCAUUUUGUGCCCGUAGAGAUGGAUCAGUUGUGGGACUCUGUCAACAGGAUGAGCAACCUCAAGAAGCUGAGCAUAAGUAACUGUGAGCACCUACAUGGCAUCCGGCUUGUGUCGAAGUCCCUUCAGAAGUUGUACCUCUUCAACCUGUGGAACGUCCUCUUCAUCAGCGUAGACGGCAAGGACCUCCGUUACAUCAACAUUGACGACGGUUUGGAGACUAUGGAACAUCUGGAGCUGUACACCCCAAAACUCCGCCGCGCUCGCAUCAACGGCAGCAACGCCAUGAAAACAGUCAGCAUCAAAAGCAACAAACUUUCUUUUCUUGAACUUUCUAACUGCGAAGAACUGGAUAUGCGUUCCUUGAGAGAGACUCUCAAAUCCAACCCGUCCAUUUUAUGUCUAAAGAUUGGAUGUCUUUCGCAGGACAGUUUGCUGUUGGACGAACUAAUUAUCCCAAAUCUGCAUGAACUGUGUCUGUUAUCGGACUUUGCGUGUGAGGCAAUUCACAUUAGGAGUCCCACUCUCCGUCUGUUCCACACGGAAGCAGAGAACGACAUUAUUACACUCAAUCACAUCUACAUCACUGCCAACCACAUAUGCAAGAUAGCUUUAGUGGGAAUGCCAGCCUUGAAAACAAUGACGAUUCAGUGCGUGAGUGUGGACUCUAUAGAGCUAAACCUAUGUAGUGACGAACAGAUCAAUCUGGACUCCUGUGUCAUCCAUGCUAUGGGCGCGAUAGGAUUCUUGAGACUUUUUGACUGUAAGCUCAAUUUGCUAUCAGUCAGUACCCCGGUGGCCGAAACAGUUGUUCUCUAUCGUUGCCAGAUGACCAACUACGUCCUCCAGAUGGCGCUGAACGGCUGCCACAAUAUAUCUCACCUCAACCUGGAAAAAUGCAGGAGUAUAACGCAGGUGUCCGUGGAUGCUCCCCCCAUGAUGUUCCUCAAUAUGUUCGGGUGUCGAGAAGUCCAUCGUCUUGAUCUGGACUGUCCGCAGCUCUUAGCCCUCAACUUAGGCCAGUGUCCAAACGUACGAUUGUUCCUGAAGGGGGUGGAACAAGACCUGUCCACGUGCUGUGACCAGCCGAAGAUUGUCAGUCCCACGGAAUCCAUCAGAUGGAGUCAUCACUUCCCGCCACUGCAUAUAUGUGGACUGUGACCUGUAUUUACUGCAGCAUUCCCGUGAUCUCAAAAUAUGCACAAGUGAUGUUUACUUUUAAUAGUGUACUAUUAUGUACAUAAAUAGAAAUAGGGAACGACCAAAACUGACAAGACAUGUAUGAAUGUUACAUUGACAGAGUGCUGAGUUUAUAUUGUAAUGUUGAACAUCAUGCGGAGUGACUAAUGGUGUUGAAGUGAUACUUUUUACUUAACAAAGUAAUACCUAUCAAUAUGCACUUUUGAAAGCGUUCUCUAACAUUUUGCCUCCGGUAUGUAUGCAAAUCAGUAUGGCUGGGGGAAUUGCAUAGUGUAUCCUUGGAGACGUGUGGCACUCUUUCAUCUCAAACUUUCGGUUUAAACAGAGUAUUGUAUUUUGAACGACUUUUAAAAACGAACAUUGUUCGUACUAUUUACAAAAAUGAAUAGUCACAGUGGUUUACUUCGUGUGCAGUUACCGGAAUAUUCUUAUCAGAAUAUAAAUAGUAUGUUUUGAACAUCAAAACAUGUUUACAAAGCCACACACGUGUUGGAUGCCUGUCUCCAAUCCCUACCACCACAAGGUACUCCAGAUUCCUAAUUACAAACUGCAAACUGUAAUCUACUGCGUAUAUAUACUGUUUACUGAUCUCACACACUAAGGUUACCAAAGGGAUAUAUUGCCAUAUACAGACAAUUCAAGUAAGAAAGCAUUUAAAUCAUUGUUUAAUACUCAGGCGCGAGACAAUAUCAAAUUCGUGUCAUUGUUAUCGGUCCAGGGUAUCCAGGGUAGCUAAAUGCUGACAUAUUUACAGGUGACAACAUAAAGCAACGGAAGAUUUCUAAAAGUUGGCAGUUGAUGCCACUUAUACCUGUCCAAAAGGUUUGUAGGUUUUACUGACCAAGUUCAAUUAAUUAAUUAUAGCCAUAUAGGAAUGCCUUCCACAGAACCAGAUGUCAUUGAUGUCCUACUUUAAUCACACAGGGAUAUCGAUCUGCAUCUCAGAACACAUGUGAUACCAAUAUCCAAGGGAUAGAUCUCUAACAUUUACACCUCAGGCGUGAUAAAAAACCACGAUUACAAGCUGUGUUCAAACAGGGCAACCACAAGGAUGUCCUUACAAGGCCGUCUAUUUAACCAGGUAUGGUGUAUACUAAGGUAUAACUACUGAUGCCGGUAUAAUAUGACACAGUGCACAUUUUGUAUGUUUCAUGAAAACAAUGAAUAUUCCAGCUGUUUCAGUAUGACUGAAUUCGAUGGUGAUUGGAGGAGGAAGUCCUCCCACAAAGUUGUAAUUAUUCAAUUUGGGAUUGCUUUUAUACCGAGUUUAUAGAUACGAAUGGAUGUUUGCAUUUAUUCUGUGCGAUUGCCACAAGUGUACAUGCUUGUGCUUCAGAAUGCGCGUCUGGAAGACGUAGGUUUACAGCGAUACUAGGCAUUGUCUCUUUCAACGCCAGAGUCGGCUUCCAAACAUAAGAAACCGUUUGCUUCUGUAGGUUGUCGUGUUAUAUGAUUUGGGGAAACAUUUAUGCCAGCUAGUGUUUAAUCUCGUGACCCUACACUAACAUCAGACUAUGACUUCGCUCACGUCUGAGUAAUAAAACAUCGCUCCCGAUAGAUGAAUCACUGUUUAUUAUCUAAACCCUUCCCCUGUUUCAAAACGUUAUCAACUUGACGGACCUUUCAGUGAAUAACAACAGAAACACCCGUCUUAUUGCUUUCCCUGACUUUCUUCAUGGGCAGCUGUUAACUGUUAAAGUUGUUAACUGUUAAAAUCUAACUUUGUCUUGUAAUGUCGUUUUUCACUUCAUGUCCUUAUGGACUUUUAGUCAUUCGUGGCAUCUUUCUCACUUUCUCCACAUCUCUUUAUUUCAUGUACCUGAUUUUAAAGUAAUCAACUGCAAGAACACUGACAGUUACUCAGAUUAUGACUGUCUAUCUGUUGAUGACGAGUAUUCAAUGCGCCGUUUCGUCUUGUGAUAAAAUCCUUGAUUAGAUGUGAUCUGUACAAAUCUGCAAGCACAUAUGUCGGUCACCUGGUGGCUUUAAGAAUGUGUACCGGUGAAGCAACAGUUCAAAACAUAAAGAGUGUCUUCUAGGCAAAUAUUGUCUAAUUAUUUCAUAUAUUCCAAUGGCUGUAUGAUAUCAUUUACAGGUCAUUGUUCUAGUUGCAUGCUGUGUAUUGUAAGAGUAAACAACAGACAAUCGUUAAUUUAAACAUGACUACUCACUACCCAUGAUGUUAGUGUUAGUGAUGCAUAUUGAGAUCUGCGAUGGAAAUGUUUAAUUAAAUCCAAUAUAUCGGAAUCAUAUGAAGGACGGGUAGAAAGUAGAAAGCAACAUAUGAGAGAAGGUAAAGGCAACAAAUCCAUGCCAUAAUCAUAGGAACAUAUCAUUGAGUGUAUCAUAAGCAGGUGUGAUCAACAGUGAUGCUAUCGGGUUCUUCCACGUCUCAUCGUUUGUACCCGUUCCAGACACACGCACAGUUAAAGUAUGAUAGAAGCCAAUAUAGAAAUUGUAUCGGGGAUGCAACAUGCGUUUCGAAAUUUUCUCCACCUUUUAUUCAAUAAACGUUUUACGAAAGCCUUGAAUGUUGUAACCCUCAUAAUUUGCGCAAGAGUCGUUGGACGCUCUUCUAUGUCUCUUCUCAGAAACUUGAUCUCUUGAUUGUCUCUCAAAAGUUUUGUAAUGAAGACCUCCAAGUAUGGAGAGUUGGAAUAAUGCUCGACCUAAAGGUAAAGCUGAAGUCGUGUCUCUAAUGUAAUAAAGUCGCGUGGAUAGAACUGCGUGAACUUCAGGAUGUUUGUGGAUGAUACCGUCUUUUGUGUCUCCGCAAGUCAUUGGGAAACCAGGGCUAUGAUGAGACGCCACUCGUUGUCAGGCGAACGUAAUUGGACACAGUUUUGAUCAUUUUGUUUGUGAACCGUUGAUUUGGAAGCAAAAUAAAAAACUGCGAGGGUUAUGAUUUCAUAUUUUAAGCAUAUGCAUUUGGUGGUAUAUUUUUCUCUAAUCACACUAAAUCCGUUUACUAUAAAGAUUCCUAUAUUAAUUUUCACGUCGUGUUUAUUGACAGUUUUUACUUCUAGUUUGAACUAUGUUGAAGGCUAUGUAAAUGGAAACACAUGAAUACAUGUCCCGUGUGUUGUUGGGUGCCGUGAAGAGUCAUAUAUAGUGAAACCUGCAUAAUGCGGACGUCUUUAGACGGGAAAUCCCGCCUUCAGGCCAUUAAUUACACAAACAUAACAGGUCACCGGAUCCUGGACCAAUGGUAAUCCGGGCUCUUUGACUGCAACCGAAACAGCCCGGAUGAGAAGGUUUCUGUGUAUUUCUGAUGUGGCAGUAUUCACGCGAUGUGUGAUUGACAUUUUUUGCAUGUGUUUGAUAUUGCCGCCUGUCACAAUUGUGUCUGUUUUUAUUUUAGUGGGACAGUAUCUACAAAUAUGAAUGCGGUUAAGAUUCACAAUUUAUGUAUGAACAUUGUUCAGACUAAGCUCCAAAGCUGCUGGAUUUUAUGUUUUGUAUAUAUAAUGGAUAUCUGGUGUUGUUUGGUCGAAACAGAUUUAUUUUCUUAAUCUUGUUGACUUGUAUGCUUUGAUGCGCACAAAACCUCUAUACAGGAUACAAAUAAAAUCAGACUUUAA
This is a messenger RNA of Haliotis rubra (blacklip abalone), 6644 nucleotides long. RefSeq names its product F-box/LRR-repeat protein 15-like. Gene Ontology annotation, cellular component: SCF ubiquitin ligase complex. Lineage: Eukaryota; Metazoa; Mollusca; Gastropoda; Lepetellida; Haliotidae. Gene Ontology annotation, biological process: SCF-dependent proteasomal ubiquitin-dependent protein catabolic process. The record is from RefSeq and is a predicted model, not a curated record. The coding region runs from base 1075 to 3024 and encodes 649 amino acids. Gene Ontology annotation, molecular function: protein binding. The transcript has 2 exons.